Molecule: messenger RNA, 2280 nt
Organism: Aspergillus puulaauensis
Lineage: Eukaryota; Fungi; Ascomycota; Eurotiomycetes; Eurotiales; Aspergillaceae
Product: transcription factor TFIIIC subunit TFC6
Exons: 2
Coding region: 1-2280 (759 amino acids)
Biological process (GO): transcription by RNA polymerase III
Cellular component (GO): transcription factor TFIIIC complex
Molecular function (GO): protein binding
Source: RefSeq, a predicted model, not a curated record
AUGCCCUCAGCUCGUAGAUCUGGUCGCCUGUCUGGCGUCCGAAAGACUUAUACAGUUGACCCCCUUGCUAGCGAGGAAUCGGAUUCAAACUCCACCGAGGAAACAAGCAAGAUGCCCCGGAAUAAGGGCAAGAAGCCUGUGCGCGGGGAUGAAGAUGACGAAUCCGACGACGAAUUCCAAGGAAAUGAACUGGAGGCGGAGGAGGAUGAUGGAGUCGAUGAUGCCUUUGAUGGCGAAGAUGCCCUGGCUGAAAAUGACGAGGAAGAAGAUGAGAUGGAUGAGCCUGUCUUCUCACAAGCAGCAGCAGGAGCAAGGGCGGCAGAUACAGAAGAGAAAAAGGGCCGUCGUCCACGCGGCCGCCAGAAGCAAACCAAGCUCGAUCAGACAAGGACAGUUAAGAACCGGCAAUCAGAUGGGACUAUUGCACUUACCGGGGAUGAAACCCAUUCGCGUGGGACGUGGAAUCCGCUUGAGCAUGUUGGGAAAUCCAUUCAUCUGCAGGUGACAUUUGGUCUUGAUGAAAGGGAUCUCCUCGCUAUUUUGUAUACGAGGGAACGGUGGGCUCGGGGUGCCGACUCUACAUUGCCGACUCGAGUGUCGCUGGAUGAAGCAGGUACUUUGCAAGAUUACAAGUAUGGAUCGACAUUUGGAGUUGAACCGGAGGAUUUGCAAAGGGAGAGAACGAGAGGGUGGGAUUGGUAUUAUGACGAUGGUACCGGGGCACGAUUUCGGAAACGCCAGCGGCUUGAGCAGAUCUCGGAGACUGAGGCUCGUCAGACCUAUUUGCCUGCACCGAAACCGGGAAAGCAUACUGUGCUAAUGGGACCUACUGACAAUCAACUGGAAUUCAAUAUGGGUCAGUAUGAUGCUCUCAAUUUUGGGGAUGCGUGGGGAGAGGUCAAAAGUCGGAAUAACGGUCAAACUGAAACAGACGGGGCGCGAUCCAAGAAGAAAAAGCGACAAGGCUGGAUACUUAAUAUCGGCCAGCGGAUUCAGUGCGCGGCAUGGGCGCCAAACCAGAGUGGCCUUGAUCAGUAUCUGGCAGUGGUUGCCCCGAUCUCGAAUGAACAGAAGCAAAAUUAUCUAGAUCCUUUGAAAGACUCCGCAGGCCCAGCAUUUCGGCCGUCGGCUCCUUGCCCCUGUGCUUUACAACUUUGGGCUUUCAAAGCUGACAAGUCCGGCGAAACCACGAAAUCCCUUGAUAUGAGCACCAAGCCUAGCUUACAGCUGAUUCUGGGCGCCGAAUGGGGUGACUUGAGGCGUAUAGCCUGGUGCUCAAUUCCGCGGGAGCCGCGGGAGGACGACGACAAAGGUGGUUUAAGGAGCGUAGGGCUUCUUGCCGGUGUUUGGGGUGACGGCUACGUCCGGGUUAUCGAUGUGAAAGUCAAUAGCGACUCCAACCAGACCGAGUUCUAUAAAGUUGGCGCCCCUGUAUUCGAGGCGAAACCACUAUCUACAAUAUGUACAUGUGUGGUAUGGCUGUCUCCCAGCGAUAUUGCUGUGGGCUGCGCCAACGGAUUUGUUGCUAUUUGGAGCAUCGCAUCGCCAUCCGUCCAACCUCAAACCGAGGCCAUGCACGCUGACCCUCUACCUUAUUUUUACCACCCUAUUCACUCUACCUAUGUACUCAACAUCUCAUCAGCCUAUCCUACUCACGCACAUCUCGUGGCCACCACAUCGAUGGAUGGAGAGACACGACUAUGGUCAGUUGCCGACCAUGAGAAGGAUGCGGUCGAGACAACCCGCAUGAGAGUGGGUUCGCCGCAUUUGACUUAUUCGCCAUGGCUACAAUCCUUCCUUUCCAGUGACGAAAACGAUUUCGUACGCAUGCUAACCCUACGACGUUUCUUCGCUACGCUGGCCGUUGCUCGGUUGCCGAGCACUCUCUCUGCCUUGGCGACAUGCAGCUCAUGGCAUCCGAGUGUGCUUUUCGGCUCUACUGGGGGGUCGGUUAUUGCGACAAAUCCAUUACGAAGGCUGCUGCAUUCCAAGGAAAAACAAUGGCAACAGACAUGGUUUUCGCAUACUUGGGUACGGGGAAACGAAUCGAGUAGUCCCGGGACGAGUCGGUUCUACGACGGGUAUCGUGCCGAGAGUAUUAGCUUAUUGCGCAACAUGACGGGAGAUCGCAAGAUGAUCAAUUCGACUAUGAUAGUUACCAUCUACGAGGAAGAAACGCACAUCACGGCACUGUCGUGGAACCCAAAUCAGUCAUGCGCGGGAUGGGCGGCCGCCGGGUUAGGAUGUGGACUGCUUCGGGUUGAAGAUCUCGCAUUGUAG